AUGGAAACUUUGAAAUGCGACGGAACUGCUGACGAGGAAUGCAAACAUAUGGACAAUAACAAUAACAACCCUUUAACCCUUCUUGGUUCAUGGAAGCCACUCUCUGCUACACUUGGAUUCAGUGGGUUCUGCCCGGGAUUCAGGGGCGAUGCCAUUUCGUAUUACCUCGCAUCGGUCACGUCGGGGAGUUAUCCCUGGCUCUUUGACAUCCUGAAAUCGGAAUGCGCUGCACGCGUUCCAGUUGCUGGUUUUCACGAGCUGCUGUCUGUCUCAACAAUCGGAUCAAAUUGCCCAUCUGGAAUACGGGCCCAUACCAGGAUGAAACCGUUGAAAUUGCCAAAAAUCAUAUAUGCCAGGGCCAUCUGCUCGAACCUGCUUGAACCAGCCUGUUCAGAAUCAGACUUCACACUUGAGGGUGUUACUGGCUAG
Molecule: messenger RNA, 429 nt
Organism: Paracoccidioides lutzii Pb01
Exons: 2
Coding region: 1-429 (142 amino acids)
Source: RefSeq, a predicted model, not a curated record